CAACUAUGCAGUGGACUCGCCGUGCAACCAUGGCAAUCAAUCCCGGACUCAAAGAACUCUCAUAAUUUUCCACAAUUGAGAGCAGGGAGAGAAUUUCUCCCUAAAUCGAGACCUUGAAGAAUUUUGCGUGUUCCUCAGUACUCAUACCAGAGGUUGGAACUUGGAAGGCUUCUGAAUUUUGCAGGCGCUUGAUAAAGCAGAAGGUUCGCUCAGCAGAAAGAGAUGGCCAUCCUUUAUGCGGUGGUGGCAAGAGGUACGGUGAUAUUGGCCGAGUUCAGUGCGGUGACUGGCAAUACCGGCGCUGUCGCGCGGCGGAUCCUCGAGAAGCUGCCGAAUGAAGCAGAUUCUAGGCUCUGCUUCUCUCAGGAACGCUACAUCUUUCACAUUCUGAGAUCUGAUGGCUUCACCUUCCUCUGUAUGGCCAACGACGCAUUUGGCAGGAGAGUUCCUUUUUCUUACUUGGAGGAUAUCCAUAUGAGGUUCAUGAAAAAUUAUGGUCGAGUGGCCCACUAUGCCCCUGCAUAUGCGAUGAAUGAUGAAUUUUCAAGAGUGUUACAUCAACAAAUGGAAUUUUUUUCUAGCAAUCCUAGUGCUGAUACCCUCAACCGUGUUAGAGGUGAAGUAAAUGAGAUACGAACUGUUAUGGUGGACAAUAUUGAAAAAAUACUGGAGAGAGGUGAUYGUAUUGAACUUCUCGUUGAUAAAACUUCAACAAUGCAAGACGGUGCAUUUCAUUUCAAGAAACAGUCCAAGCGACUUCGUCGAGCUCUUUGGAUGAAAAAUGCCAAACUUUUAGCCCUGUUGACAUGCUUGAUCGUAGUGUUGCUGUAUGCAAUAGUUGCCGCUUUCUGUGGGGGAAUUACUCUAUCUUCCUGCAGAUCUUAAAUUCCACCACAGGUCUGAUUACGAUGAUGGAUWUUAAGCUGYUUCGGGGACUUUCAAAAUGGAGGAUGGAUUAAGCGGCUUUGCACUACAGAUUACAGAAUCGUAACAUAUAAUAAUUUCAUGUUCAUAAAGCUGUAAACUUGUAGAUUUGCCCCUCCUGUAAAUUCCUCUCUUUGGUUGCAGUUUGUGCGUAGCAGCUAGCUGCUGCUAAUUGCUCAUGGAAAGCUUGUUGAGUUAUACUUUCGUAUCCAACUAGUUUCAUUUCGUUUUGUAAAUUGCCUGAUAUUUAGUGUUGUGCUAUGUUAUUAUUUGAAGUAUUCUUAUAUUUCAAAGGACAUUGCCACCAUUCCUGCCUCCCAGUUUCAAUAGAUUCUAAAUUUCUCA
Momordica charantia (bitter melon) is the source of this 1269-nucleotide messenger RNA. RefSeq names its product vesicle-associated membrane protein 714 (gene VAMP714). Gene Ontology annotation, cellular component: membrane. NCBI's taxonomy places the organism in Eukaryota, Viridiplantae, Streptophyta, Magnoliopsida, Cucurbitales, Cucurbitaceae. The record is from RefSeq and is a predicted model, not a curated record. Gene Ontology annotation, biological process: vesicle-mediated transport.